This is a messenger RNA of Penicillium subrubescens, 695 nucleotides long. RefSeq lists its product as uncharacterized. The transcript is spliced from 2 exons. Lineage: Eukaryota; Fungi; Ascomycota; Eurotiomycetes; Eurotiales; Aspergillaceae. The record is from RefSeq and is a predicted model, not a curated record. The coding region runs from base 245 to 478 and encodes 77 amino acids.
GGUUCCUUUGGUUCAAAUUCUGAAGACAAGUUAUGGGUUCGUCCAGAAGCCAUAGUCUACAUCACGCCAGUGGGCGUGAUGAGACUACGAUUGAUCACAAUGCGGCGUAUGAACGCAUUGUUGGGAGAGUUCGGGACGAUCCUUUGUUAACGGAAAUGGCUCCUUCGGAGGCGGAUUAUGAAAAAUUGGCGUCUUAUAUGACGUCGAUGAGUUUUUUAGGAUUCAUUCCUGAGCAUCGUGAACGAUGCAGCAAAAGGGUGAAGAGUUUACUCGGUUGUAUCGAAUUGUUUCGGUUGCGUUUGCGCAGGCGCGAAUAUGCCGAUGGCGGCGAGUGAGAAGUGUAGCGGAGUCGGAGAGGACUGAGUCUGAGAAGAAGUUUUACAGGCAACUUGUGUCUAAGUUUGGAUGUGAGGCCGAUGUUUUGGAAGGUAUUUCCAAAGGUCUUGAUUUACUAGAGACGCACGGUUACACGUGGUAGGGCAUUUUAUGGAGAUUUUGUAUGUAAUGGGUUGGUAAAACAGGGAAAGGGGGAGCUCGCUCUGGAGGCAACACGACUGACCCCGACAAGCACGUGGCCAGAAUAUCUCUAAAAUUAGAAUUCCUUACAUUACACACCCAGUACGCUUUGUAUGUAAUGGGUUAUACAAAACAAUCCUUAAUAAGCAAAGCAGGUACCCCAAGAACCCCAGGUGUUG